This is a messenger RNA of Boeremia exigua, 2618 nucleotides long. RefSeq names its product ribonuclease-like protein P complex subunit Pop1. Gene Ontology annotation, cellular component: ribonuclease MRP complex; nucleolar ribonuclease P complex. The transcript has a single exon. NCBI's taxonomy places the organism in Eukaryota, Fungi, Ascomycota, Dothideomycetes, Pleosporales, Didymellaceae. Gene Ontology annotation, biological process: tRNA 5'-leader removal. Bases 54 to 2561 code for a protein of 835 amino acids. The record is from RefSeq and is a predicted model, not a curated record.
CGUUGGCUGUCGCAGCGUCGCAUUCCUCACUGCUCCACACUGAUCGAAGAACCAUGGCCGACGCUUCAAAAAAGAGGAAGCAAACGUCAGACAGUGCGCCGCAGUCAAAACGAAUUCGUUUGCCCCAGAUGUCCGCGCGCAUCAUCCCCGCAGUGUCGACGAGAAACGCGUACCCCAAUGGCGAGGUCAACGUCAAGAACUUUCUCAAGUCGCACGAAAAUGAAAUCAAGUCCCUUGAGGGGGCUAUGAGGGCGGCCAAGAAGGGCCUAUCGAGAAGAGCGUUCCAAGAUGUGCCCCGAGAGCUGCGCAGAAGAACUGCAAGCCACAAUCCAAACCGCGUGCCCAAACGGCUGAGGAGACGUGCGCGGCAGGAGGCCAGAGAGGACAACACGCCAAUAACGCGGGGCACGAGCGGCAGUGGAAUAGGCAAGGGCAAGAAGAAGCAUCUCAGGAAGGAGGGGAUUGAGAAGAGCAAGCAAGUGUGGAAGCAGCGGGAGCAGAAGACAACAGAGAAGGAGCGCACCGAGCACACCAAGAAAGAGCUGGACACGAGAGCAACUUCCAGCAGAACUGCACCGAAGUUCAGGCCUAAGUUCCCAUCCCUAGCUACGCCUAUCACGCCCCCUUCACGCUUCCGCAGGCGUCAACGAGACAAGACAUGGCUACCAACGCACAUAUGGCAUACGAAGCGUGCACGCAUGACCGAUCCAAAAGACCCGCUUUGGCGAUUUGCGAUUCCACUUGCGCCAGUCGUGAAAGCAUAUCGCCUGACGCAUCGUGCAGCAGCCCAGCGUGGGGCUGUUGCCUGGGAUAUGAGCUACAUGUCGACGAUUGGGCUCGAGGGUGUGGAAGACAGCAUUAUGGGGCUGCUGAGAGGACUCCAUUUUGGCGCUGAAGAGACUGAAGAUCCAGGGCAAGGUCGAGGUAGGGCAAAGAAGUGGAAGCAAGGCACACGAGUGUGGGAAGGCUGGCUUCAUGAGAGAGAAGCGAAGCCUUUGAAGCGAAUGGCGCAUGUGGCUGUCAUCUGGUGCGCGCCUGAGGUAGACAGCAAGAGACGAAAGGCCUUCCUGCGAGUGCACCCAAGCGCGUUCUUGCAGUGCUGGAAUGAGAUUGUUCGCAUCUCGAAGGUGCAGAAGCCAGUGGUGAUGGUCGAGGACCUCCGAUUCGAAAUUGGUUCCAUUGAGAUCAUGGGCCCGGCAGCGGCGGAGACGCUGUGCUCUAUACUACACCCAGCUCCUUGUGACGUAGCGCCUGAUGCGCCCGGUGCACUUUGGUCUUCACUUGCUUCCGUCACUGAUCCUGGUGUACUGCCGGCUGGCGCUUUGUUCUCCUUUGACAUUUCGGAUCCUCGGCUUCGAGACCCUCCUACACCAUCGUCCUUGGGCCAAGAUUCUUCUGUCUUGAUCGAGACACUCGCAACUUGGCCUAUUGACAGCACCCAGACCUCGUCAAGCAUCUUUAGUCGCACGGCUCGUCUUACUGGCCAGAGAACACUACCUUCGCAGAAGUCCAUCAACAAACGACAGAGCGCGAACACAUUAGGUGGAUACCCAGAACCCAGGUCAACAGAUCCUCAGAUUCCAAUGCUCACUUUCGUUUCUCGAGGGAGCAAAUCUUGGACGGUUCUACUUCCGUGGAAGUGCGUUAUGCCUGUAUGGCGUGGCAUCAUGCGCUACCCGGUAUCGACAGGAGGCAACCCUCGCUUUGGUGGCUUGAAGGAGAGACGGCAGGUCACAUUCGAACGUUCAGUGCCCAGCUUCCCAUAUGACUGCCCGGGUACUGACGCUGGCGUCUCCUGGGAGUCGAAACAGCAAGAAGUGCGAAAACACGAGUGGACAAAGCGACCGAAGGGCAAGAGGAUUGAGUGGUCUACUAUUGAUCUUGGCAAUGGGAGAAGGGGCGAAAGCGGCAAUCCGUGGGCCUGCGAGUGGGCGCGACUACAGACAGAUACACAAGCAGAGCCUGCGGCCUCAGAGGAUGAAUCUGGGAAGUCAACAACGCCAACGACGCCAUUCCGCCAGCUCUCUUCUACUCAAGCACACAGACUUCUGGAGGGAUCUGCUACCGAAAGCGAAGUACCCUAUGUCUUCACUGUCAAGAUCACAGUAGCAGGAAGAGGGUAUCCUGUCGAUUGCUCUCGAGUCUACCGCUUGCCCACAAAUAACCCUGAGCUACGCAGCAAAUGGUUGUCCUUGGCGUCAGGGUCGACCCUCAAGUCGAACGGGGUACCAAGAAGGCAGCAGACCCGCAGUGGCGAUGACGUACCUCAGCAUCUGCAGCGAAGAGAGCUUGCCAGCAGGCUUUUGCAGCCACCACUGCCGAAGAACGAUAUUCCUACACCCGCAGAUGAGGAGUACCCCCUGGUACCAGAUGAGACAGACCUGAUUGGCUUCGUCACAACAGGCAACUACAACUUGGCUGAAGGUAUGCCUACUGCUGUCGCAAACCUCGCUCUGCACCGGGUUCUUCGAGGUGAAGGCGUACAAGGGAAAGACCGCGUAUGCAUUGUGCGAGAGCCUGGCCGAACCAUAGGUAGACUUGCCAGGUGGGAGGUUGUUUAGAGCAGCUCAUAAGAUGCAAUGCAAAUAUACGUGAAAUGCACGAAUCACAAGUACAAA